CACAUGGAAUCACAUUUAGAAUUCAAAUCAGUGUGAAAGAACUGCUGGAUACAGAUGUACUUUUAAAGCUGUUAUUUCAUUUACCAGUCAAUUACCCAUCAACUCUACCAGAUAUUUCUGUUAACUCAGACCAGCUUACAAGGGCCCAGUGUAAGGACGUGAAAGAUAAAUUACUUGAACAAGCAAAGAAGCAUCUUUCUGAACCCAUGGUACAUGAUCUGAUUCUUUGGAUACGGCAGCAUCUGAAAUAUGUCAUUAAGCAAUCAGCAACAGUUUGCAAUGAAAGAACCACUUUGUCAAAGGGAACAAGUACAGAGGACGGUAUCUGGAUGCUCCUUUUGCAUUUAGAUCAUAUGAGAGCAAAGGCAAAAUACGUCAAAACUGUGGAAAAAUGGGCUUCAGACCUAAGGCUGACUGGAAGACUGAUGUUCAUGGGCAAGAUAAUAUUGAUUCUUCUUCAGGGCGACAGGAGCAACAUUAAGGAGUACUUGAUUCUUCAGAAAACUUCUAAGGUAGAUGUGGACUCAAGUGGGAAAAAAUGCAGAGAGAAAAUGAUUAGUGUACUCUGUGAGACAAAAGUACAGUCACAGUAUAAAAGGUUUCAGAUGUUUGAAGUUAAAGAGUAUUCAACACUGGAUGAACUACAAAAGGAAUUUGAUGCUGCAGGACUUACGACUCUUUUCUCAGAGUUUGUGCCUCCUCUCUUAAAAUAAAAUUAAAAGAAAACGCUGGACUCUUCAACCAAAGCAGUAGUUGACUGCAGGUGCUGAUGGAAGAUUAAAGGACUAAUUUGGCAAAAAAUGUU
This is a messenger RNA of Apaloderma vittatum (bar-tailed trogon), 805 nucleotides long. RefSeq names its product RWD domain containing 3 (gene RWDD3). Gene Ontology annotation, biological process: positive regulation of hypoxia-inducible factor-1alpha signaling pathway; positive regulation of protein sumoylation. The coding region runs from base 207 to 713 and encodes 168 amino acids. Lineage: Eukaryota; Metazoa; Chordata; Aves; Trogoniformes; Trogonidae. The transcript has 3 exons. The record is from RefSeq and is a predicted model, not a curated record.